AUGAAUGAGCACGGACCGCCGCCGCUUCAACCGGUGAUUUCCAAAGCGUUCGGCGAUGGCCGCACGAUCCGGCACGGCUUUUUCACGCGUGCCGGCGGCGUUUCCGAAGGCCUUCAUGCCGGGCUCAAUGUCGGGCUGGGCUCGGCGGACGAUCAGGACCAUGUGCACGAAAACCGCCGCCGCAUCGCCGGCUGGUUCGGCGUCGGAGAAAUCGCCCUCAGCGGCUGCCAUCAGGUCCAUUCCGCCGAUGUCGUCACCAUCGACGCGCCGAUCCCGCUGGACGGCCGCCCCAAGGCCGAUGCGCUGGUCACCGCAACGCCGUCCAUCCCGCUCGGGGUCCUGACCGCCGAUUGCGCGCCGGUCCUGUUCGCCGACCCGGACGCGCCGGUCGUCGGCGCCGCCCAUGCCGGCUGGAAGGGCGCGCUGACCGGCGUUCUUGAAAAUACCGUCGAUGCGAUGGUCGCCCUGGGCGCCGAAAGGGCGCGCAUCGCCGCCAUCGUCGGCCCGUCGAUCAGCCAGCCCAACUAUGAGGUCGGGCCGGAGUUCGCCGAGCGCUUCAUGACCGCCCAUCCGGACAAUGCCGGCUGGUUCCGGCCAAGCGGCCGACCGGGCCAUCAUCUGUUCGACCUUGCCGGCUAUUGCGUUGCCCGGCUUCAGGGGGCCGGCGUCACCGCCUCGGCCACCGGCGAAUGCACCUAUGCCGACGAGGCACGCUUUUUCUCCUACCGCCGCACCACCCAUCGCGGCGAGCCCGAUUAUGGCCGGCAGAUGUCGGCCAUCAUGAUCGUCUGA
Effrenium voratum is the source of this 792-nucleotide messenger RNA. Lineage: Eukaryota; Dinophyceae; Suessiales; Symbiodiniaceae. The record is from the annotation of a GenBank genome assembly.